Messenger RNA from Betta splendens (Siamese fighting fish), 1199 nucleotides. RefSeq lists its product as uncharacterized. NCBI's taxonomy places the organism in Eukaryota, Metazoa, Chordata, Actinopteri, Anabantiformes, Osphronemidae. The coding region runs from base 55 to 1110 and encodes 351 amino acids. The transcript has 4 exons. The record is from RefSeq and is a predicted model, not a curated record.
ACGUGUUGCCUGUUGACACAGCAGAGCUUGAUAACAAGGAUCUUUAUAAGUCGGAUGGGCGAAGAGGUCGCUCUGCAGACGCCUGAUCCUGAGAAAAAAACAAGCAUGAUUCUUAAAGUUCUAAUCUUUUUCCUGUCAUUCUUGACAACAGCAGCGUUCCCAGUUCAUUUUGAAAGUAGGGAGGCGACGUGGAAGGAUCCAAAUGCCAACCAGGCGCACGACAAAACAGAGCUCACCAAGGACCUGGAGAAGAUCUACAAGAGCCACAUAGAAAGCAGUGACCUUUACAGCCAAGAAGAUGCAGACAACAGAAACCCCAUGGCAGAGGAGAUGCAGCGCAAGCUCAACAUGGAGUCCGAGCGUCUGCGCAGCCGGCUGCGCCACGAGCUCGCCGAGCUCCGGGAGCGGCUGGCCCCCUCCCCGGCCCGCCUCCGCCCCGCCGUGGCCGGCCUGAGGGAGCGCCUGGCUCCCCUCACCCAGCAGCUCCAGAGCUCCCUCAGCAGCGGCACCCAGGAUCUGUGUGGCCAGCUGAGGCUUUACCUGCAGGGCCUGGAGCUGGCCGAGGCUCAGGCGGAGGCCGGUCCUGAGCUCUACCAGGAGGCCUUCCUGUGGAUGAGCCAAAGUCUGGAUCACAGCAGCUCCAAGGUGGCCGACAUCAUCAGUGACUUCCAGAGAAAAUUUAAUGUGGUGAUGGAGGAAGAUCUGAGGGAGAUCAAUGCCAGUGAGAAAGAGGGAGCCGAUUCAGGUUUCCUGCAGAGAGCGAAGUUCCAGGUGGAACAGGAAUCGAGCGAGCUGAGAACAGCGGCGCAGAACGGGAUGGGAGCCCUCAGAGCAGAGCUCGCCGCCCUUCUGGCGUCAACGCAGCCCGUCCGGGCUGAAGUGGCGGCCAGCGUGGAGCGGUUCUGCCAGAACGCGGCCCUGCAGAGCCAAGCGCUGCACAGCCGCAUGGAGAGGCUGCUCCAGGGGCGGCAGGCGGAGCCGGAGGAGCCGGAGGAGCCGGAGGAGCCCAGCGCCUCGUCCCCGGCCGCGAGGCCCGUCGGCUCCUUGCGAGGCGACUUCUCCGUUAAACUCUCCGCCCUCAUCCAGGACAUUCUGCACUCGGUGCAGUGACGGAGCUCCGUUUUAGUGAUUUAUGGGAGCCACAAGCUUGUAAAUAUACCUGUACAUACGCUCGCUUAAAGUAUUUGUUUCGUUCCGUG